Molecule: messenger RNA, 3201 nt
Organism: Pipistrellus nathusii (Nathusius's pipistrelle)
Lineage: Eukaryota; Metazoa; Chordata; Mammalia; Chiroptera; Vespertilionidae
Source: the annotation of a GenBank genome assembly
AUGACAGACCAGGAGAAUAACAACAACAUCUCAAGUAACCCCUUUGCUGCUCUUUUUGGCUCUCUGGCUGAUGCCAAGCAGUUUGCAGCAAUCCAGAAGGAGCAGCUGAAGCAGCAAACUGAUGAACUCCAGCUCAGCCAGGAUGACUCGGAUAAUAGCGUGUCAGAGAGCCUGGAUGAGUUUGAUUACUCUGUGGCUGAAAUUAGCCGCUCAUUCCGCUCACAGCAGGAAAUAUGUGAGCAACUCAACAUCAAUCACAUGAUCCAGAGGAUCUUCCUCAUUACUCUGGAUAACAGUGACCCGAGCAUGAAGAGUGGGAAUGGCAUCCCCAGCCGCUGUGUGUAUUUGGAGGAAAUGGCAGUAGACCUCGAAGACCAAGACUGGCUUGAUAUGAACAACAUUGAGCAGGCUGUCUUUGCUCGCUUACUACUUCAAGAUCCCGGCAACCACUUGAUCAACAUGACUUCUUCUGGGACGCUCAACCUCUCUGCCGAUCGAGACGCAGGGGAGAAGCACGCCUUUUGUUACCUUUAUUCCUGCUUCCAAAGAGCCAAGGAAGAGAUUACCAAGGUUCCAGAGAACCUGCUGCCUUUCGCGGUGCAGUGCAGGAACCUCAUCGUGUCUAACACCCGGACCGUCCUCCUCACCCCGGAGAUAUAUGUGGACCAAAACAUCCACGAGCAGCUGGUAGACUUGAUGUUGGAGGCCGUCCAAGGAGCCCAUUUUGAAGAUGUGACUGAAUUUCUGGAAGAGGUCAUUGAAGCCUUGCUAUUGGAUGAGGAAGUUCGAACAUUUCCAGAGGUUAUGUUCCCGGUGUUUGAUAUUUUGUUGGGCCGGAUAAAAGAUCUGGAGCUCUGCCAGAUGCUGCUGUACGCGUACUUGGACAUCCUGCUCUAUCUCACCAGGCAGAAGGACAUGGCCAAGGUUUUUGUAGAAUACAUUCAGCCCAAGGACCUCAGCAAUGGGCAGAUGUACCAGAAGACAUUGCUGGGAGUAAUCCUAAAUAUCUCUUGCUUAUUAAAGACUCCGGGUGUCAUCGAAAAUCAUGGCUAUUUCUUGAAUCCAUCUCGCUCCAGCCCCCAGGAGAUCAAAGUACAAGAGGCCAACAUCCAUCAGUUCAUGGCUCAGUUCCAUGAAAAGAUCUACCAGAUGCUGAAGAACUUACUCCAGCUCUCCCCAGAAACCAGACACUGUGUCCUGUCCUGGCUGGGAAACUGUUUACAUGCAAAUGCAGGCCGCACCAAGAUCUGGGCCAACCAGAUGCCAGAAAUCUUCUUCCAGAUGUAUGCCUCGGAUGCCUUCUUUCUGAACCUGGGUGCUGCUCUCCUGAAGCUGUGCCAGCCAUUUUGCAAACCCAGGUCCUCUCGGCUCCUCACCUUUAACCCCACUUACUGUGCACUGAAGGAGUUGAAUGAUGAAGAACGAAAAAUAAAAAAUGUACACAUGAGAGGUUUGGACAAAGAAACCUGCCUUAUCCCAGCUGUGCAGGAGCCAAAGUUCCCCCAGAGCUACAACCUGGUGACAGAGAACCUGGUCCUGACAGAGUACACCUUACACUUGGGAUUUCACAGGUUGCAUGAUCAGAUGGUAAAAAUCAACCAAAAUCUGCACCGGCUGCAGGUCGCCUGGCGGGAAGCUCAGCAAAGCUCCAGCCCUGCGGCUGACAACCUGCGUGAGCAGUUUGAGCGACUGAUGACCAUCUAUCUCUCUACCAAGACCGCCAUGACUGAGCCACAGAUGCUACAAAACUGUCUCAACUUGCAGGUGUCCCUGGCCGUUCUCCUGGUUCAGCUGGCCAUAGGCAAUGAGGGCUCCCAGCCCAUAGAGCUGACUUUCCCUCUGCCCGAUGGCUACAGCUCCUUGGCCUAUGUGCCAGAAUUUUUUGCAGAUAACCUGGGUGACUUCCUCAUCUUCCUCCGCCGCUUUGCCGAUGACAUGUUGGAGACGUCCGCAGACUCCCUGGAGCACGUGCUUCACUUCGUCACCGUCUUCACGGGCAGCAUAGAAAGGAUGAAGAAUCCCCACCUGAGGGCCAAGCUGGCCGAGGUGCUGGAAGCAGUGAUGCCCCACCUGGAUCAGACCCCGAGUCCCCUGGUGUCGAGUGUGUUCCACCGGAAACGUGUGUUCUGCAACUUUCCCUACGCGGCCCACCUUGCGGAAGCUCUGAUCAAGGUCUUUGUGGACAUUGAAUUCACAGGAGACCCCCAUCAAUUUGAACAGAAGUUCAAUUACCGCCGUCCCAUGUAUCCCAUCCUAAGGUACAUGUGGGGAGCAGAUACCUAUCGGGAGAGCAUUAAGGAUUUGGCUGACUAUGCCUCCAAGAAUUUAGAAGCCAUGAAUCCCCCACUUUUUCUCCGCUUUCUUAACCUGCUAAUGAACGAUGCCAUCUUCCUUUUGGAUGAAGCCAUACAGUAUCUGAGCAAGAUAAAGAUCCAGCAGAUUGAGAAGGACCGAGGUGAAUGGGACAGUCUGACUCCAGAGGCCCGCCGAGAGAAGGAAGCUGGCCUGCAGAUGUUCGGACAGCUGGCACGUUUCCAUAACAUCAUGUCCAAUGAAACAAUUGGCACCCUUGCCUUUCUGACAUCAGAGAUCAAGUCCCUCUUCGUGCACCCGUUCCUGGCCGAGCGCAUCAUCUCCAUGCUCAACUACUUCCUGCAGCACCUGGUGGGCCCCAAGAUGGGGGCCUUGAAAGUCAAGGACUUCAGUGAAUUUGACUUCAAGCCCCAACAGCUCGUAUCAGAUAUCUGCACGAUCUACUUAAAUCUUGGGGCUGAGGAGAAUUUCUGUGCCGCUGUGCCCAAGGACGGACGCUCCUACUCCCCCACUCUUCUUGCGCAGACAAUCCGAGUCCUGAAGAAAAUAAAUAAGCCUGGGGAUAUGAUUGUGGCUUUCACCAACUUAGCGGAGAGAAUCAAGUCUCUUGCAGACCUGCAGCAGCAGGAAGAGGAGACCUACGCGGACGCCUGCGACGAGUUCCUGGAUCCCAUCAUGAGCACCCUGAUGUCUGACCCCGUGGUGCUGCCGUCCUCCAGAGUCACUGUGGACAGGUCCACGAUCGCCAGACACCUGCUCAGUGACCAAACAGAUCCCUUUAACCGUAGCCCCCUCACCAUGGACCAGAUCCGGCCAAACACAGAACUAAAGGAAAAAAUCCAACGGUGGCUGGCAGAGAGGAAACAACAAAAGGAGCAACUUGAAUAA